GAUCCCAUCUCCCCCCGCCCUCUGGCAGCGGGAAGCCAGUCCCUGUGUCCUUGUCCCAAGCCCCUCUCCAUCCCUCCUGGAGGCCCUUCAUGCCCUGGGAGGGUCUCCAGGGCGUCCCUCACGCCUCUCCCCUCUGCUGCCCCGCAGGACAUCCGGAACACGGUGGGAAACAUCCCCAUGGAGUGGUACCAGGACUUCCCCCACAUCGGCUACAACCUGGACGGCAAGAAGAUCUACAAGCCCAUCCGGAACAAGGACGAGCUGGACAUGUUCCUGGAGAAGAUGGAGAACCCAGAGUACUGGAGGACGGUGCAGGACAAGAUGACGGGGGCGGACGUGACGCUGACGGACGAGCAGGUGGAGCUGGUGCAGCGGCUGCAGAAGGGGCAGUUUGGGGACGUCAACUUCGACCCCUACGAGCCGGCCAUCGACUUCUUCACGCACGAGGUGAUGAUCCACCCGGUGACCAACCGCCCCGCCGACAAGAGGAGCUUCAUCCCCUCCCUCAUCGAGAAGGAGAAGGUGUCCAAGCUGGUCCACGCCAUCAAGAUGGGCUGGAUCAAACCCCGCAAGCCCAAGGACGACACCCCCACCUACUACGACCUGUGGGCCCACGAGGACCCCAACUCCAUCCUGGGCCGCCACAAGAUGCACGUGCCGGCCCCCAAGCUGAGGCUGCCCGGGCACGAGGAGUCCUACAACCCCCCCCCAGAGUACCUGCUCAGCGAGGAGGAGAGGUUGGCCUGGGAGCAGCAGGAGCCCGGGGAGCGGCGUUUGAACUUCGUGCCGCGGCAGCACCGCUGCCUGCGGGCCGUGCCCGCCUACCCCCGCUUCAUCCACGAGCGCUUCGAGCGCUGCCUCGACCUCUACCUGUGCCCCCGGCAGAGGAAGAUGAGGGUCAACGUGGACCCCGAGGAUCUGAUCCCCAAACUGCCCAAACCGAGGGAUCUGCAGCCCUUCCCCACCACCCAGGCCCUGAUCUACCGUGGCCACACGAGCCUCGUGCGCUGCCUCAGCAUCUCCCCCAGCGGGCAGUGGUUGGUGUCAGGUGAGGAAUGGAUCCCUGGAUUGGGAAUGGAUCCCUGGAUUGGGAAUGGAUCCCUGGAUUGGGAAUGGAUCCCUGGAUUGGGAAUGGAUCCCUGGUCAGGAAUGGAUCCCUGCGUGGUGAGCGACACGAGCAGCAGGCAGGUGCUGAUCCACCAGAGCAGCAAGCGCUGGAGCCAGGCCCCGUUCCGCAGGGCCAAGGGGAUGGUGCAGUGCGUGCGCUUCCACCCCACCCGGCCCUUCUUCUUCGUGGCCACCCAGCGCUGCGUCAGGGUCUACAACCUGCUCAAGCAGGAGCUCACCAAGAAGCUCAUGAGCAACUGCAAGUGGGUGUCCAGCAUGGCCAUCCACCCCGGAGGUGACAACGUGAUCUGCGGCAGCUACGACAGCAAACUGGCCUGGUUUGACCUGGACCUGUCCACCAGACCCUACCAACUGCUCAGGCACCACCGGCGUGCCCUGCGUGGCGUGGCCUUCCACCGGCACUACCCGCUCUUCGCCUCCGCCUCCGACGACGGCUCCGUCAUCGUCUGCCACGGCAUGGUCUACAAUGACCUCCUGCAGAACCCGCUGCUGGUGCCCGUCAAGGUGCUCAAGGGCCACGCCCUCACCCUGGACCUGGGGGUCCUGGACGUGCUUUUCCACCCCACCCAGCCCUGGGUGUUCUCCUCGGGCGCCGACGGCACCGUCCGGCUCUACACGUAGCUCGUCCCGAGGGGUCCCGGCCCUGCUCC
This is a messenger RNA of Empidonax traillii (willow flycatcher), 1778 nucleotides long. Its product is annotated as ribosome biogenesis protein bop1-like. Gene Ontology annotation, cellular component: PeBoW complex; preribosome, large subunit precursor. Gene Ontology annotation, molecular function: ribonucleoprotein complex binding; protein binding. Gene Ontology annotation, biological process: maturation of LSU-rRNA from tricistronic rRNA transcript (SSU-rRNA, 5.8S rRNA, LSU-rRNA); ribosome biogenesis. The record is from RefSeq and is a predicted model, not a curated record. The annotation marks the transcript as partial. The transcript has 11 exons. NCBI's taxonomy places the organism in Eukaryota, Metazoa, Chordata, Aves, Passeriformes, Tyrannidae.